Molecule: messenger RNA, 788 nt
Organism: Effrenium voratum
Lineage: Eukaryota; Dinophyceae; Suessiales; Symbiodiniaceae
Source: the annotation of a GenBank genome assembly
CUACACUGUCAGCACGCCUAUUCCUUGUUAGAAUGGCGCGGCUUGCUGGGCGAGUGGGCAGGCUACCUGGCAGCUUCGGUAGGCGCAGCAUCUCCGUCGUUGCGGAGCCGACUCCAAAUCCAGAUUCCGUGAUGUUCUACCCCGAUGACAAGGAUGUACUGGGAGAAGGAACCAAGACCAUGAGAUUCAGCAAUAAGUACGAGACGAACGACUCUCCCCUUGCUGCCGCAAUUUUCAAGGUGAAAGGUGUAAACGAGGUUUUGCUCGCGGCAAAGCACGUGACAGUCACCAAGAAGUCAACAUCAGACUGGAACCUUCUGCAGCCGAACUUGGAGCUUGUCAUCAGCCAGUUUUACGCUGCCGGGCUGGAGGCACUGCGGGAGGGCGCUCGACAGACACAGGGGGCCUCGUUGGCCCUGGAUCCGGAGAGCAUCGAGGGCCGCGUUCACGCUGUGCUGGAAGAGCGAGUGAGACCUUUUGUCCAACAGGAUGGUGGUGACGUCCUGUUUGAGCGUUUCGAUCAUUCCAGCGGCAUUUUGUACCUCCGCAUGAUAGGUGCGUGCUCGGGUUGCCCUAAAUCCAGCGUGACACUGAACAUGGGCAUCAAGAACCUCAUGGAGCAUUACAUACCCGAGGUGAAAGAUGUGUUGCCAGCAGAAGACGAGGAGUAGAGUGGCAGCUCAAGAACCUUUGGCUCCGAGACCUGCAUCACGUUGGUCAAGAAAUGUACAUACAGGUUCCUCAGGUUCCUUUAGAGGGUCACACGUGCGGCUCGCGAAAGAUUGGGG